UAGCUUUUCGGAAUGAUUAUUUACUAAUAUCGAGAUUCCUCCAGCGCCAGUCGCAUUAGCAUUGACGUAUUUAUUUGGCUUAUGGACAGGGGUGGGUACCUACCCCCAACCCAAUCUUACGCGUCUAUGCGUUGGGAACCGACUUGGAUGUUAACAGCCUCCUUCAUAAUUUCAUAUGAUAGCCUCCUGACGAAACAAACGGCAACUUCAACAGAGGACAAUGCGAAGGGGGGGAUUAUAGGGUUGAGAGAAACGAUGGCUGACCAGCGGAAGUCCCUGGGCAAGACGCGAUCACCGCUCAAGACGAAGUUCAUACGAUCCCAAAAGAUCAUGCAGUCAUCUCCGACGGACACUCGGUCAGACGAUAUCCCAGAAGACUCAGAACUAGUUCAGGCCAAGGGCCCUUCACGCAGCCAUACUCAUGGCCAUCUAUCAACUAAAAGUACCGACAAGCAGAAAGGAAGCAGCAGCAAGGACCCCCGCUCUCGCUCACAAUCUCAAUCACAAGCAUCAGCAAGAAGCCCCGUAGCUGGUGCCUCAGUUCCCAAGCUCCCUGCCUCAAUCCAUGAGAGCAAUGGGCCUGUUAUAAGUCCGAUUGUCCGUGAAGGAUCUCCAGCAGUUUCAGCCGGCUUAGUUGCCAACGAACGCCGGCCGAUAGUGUUGCGGUCAACCUCCGCUAUUGCAGGAAAGCCAACAAGCAGUUCAACUACACCACUCACUACCCCCAAGCCACCAUCCCAGUCUAAGAAGACUGGGAAACACGCAUACUUUCCUCCUCCGCCGGAUACGAAGGAAGAGCGUGAUGUGUUACCUGCACCAGCAUCUGGCAUGUACUGGUCCCGCGCUCCCACAUCCGGCGCCCCUCACACCGCGCUCCGCGCACAUACAACAACCGCCAUAGGUUCAAAUAUCUACAUUUUUGGCGGCUGCGACUCACGGUCCUGCUUCGAUGAAGUCUAUGUCUUUGAUGCGGACGCCUUCUACUGGUCCUCGCCCCUGGUCACAGGCGACCUCCCAGUGCCUCUGCGCGCCAUGACAUGCACCGCCGUGGGCAAGAAGCUCGUGAUUUUCGGAGGAGGCGACGGGCCCAUAUACUACAAUGAUGUCUAUGUCCUAGAUACCGUCAACUUCCGCUGGUUGAAGCCUGUCAUAAGCGGCACCCCGCCCAGCAAGCGGAGAGCACACACCGCAUGUCUCUACCGUAACGGUAUCUACGUCUUUGGGGGCGGCGAUGGCGUGCGCGCCCUAAAUGACGUGUGGCGCCUAGACGUAUCGGAUGUGACCAAGAUGUCAUGGAAGCUCAUCUCCGCGCCUUCGAGUAGCACAUCCUCCUCCCCAACCGGCGACCGACACGACCUCAAAUUCCGCGCCGACCGCGACAUCAAGCCCAAAGCGCGCGGCUACCACACCGCCAACAUGGUCGGCGCGAAACUGAUCAUCUUCGGCGGCUCCGACGGCGGGGAGUGCUUCCGCGACGUCUGGGUCUUCGACGUGGACACGCUCUACUGGAAGCCUGUCAACAUCCCCGUGUCAUACCCGCGCCUCUCUCACACCGCCACGAUCGUCGGGUCCUACCUCUUCGUCAUCGGCGGCCACGACGGCGUCGAGUACAGCAACGAGGUCAUGCUGCUCAACCUCGUCAACAUGCAGUGGGACAAGCGCAUCAUCUACGGGAAGCCGCCGAGCGGGCGCGGAUACCACGGCACCGUGCUGCAUGAUAGUCGGCUCUUUGUUAUCGGUGGCUUCGACGGCGUGACGGUAUUUGAGGAUGUGUAUAUCCUCGAGCUGGCGGUGCAUGCUUAUUACUCCCAGAUCUCGCAUUAUACUAUUGAUGUCUAG
This is a messenger RNA of Pseudogymnoascus destructans, 1839 nucleotides long. RefSeq lists its product as uncharacterized. Gene Ontology annotation, molecular function: protein binding. NCBI's taxonomy places the organism in Eukaryota, Fungi, Ascomycota, Leotiomycetes, Thelebolales, Thelebolaceae. The transcript has a single exon. The record is from RefSeq and is a predicted model, not a curated record. Bases 82 to 1839 code for a protein of 585 amino acids.